AUGAACAGGUUAGUAUUGUGAGGUAGGGUCCGGGUGUAAAGGUGACUGUGAGGUGACACUGUAGAAAACUGGGGACGAGGGCAGGAGGAAUAGGGCCAUUCCCUCACAAACAGGGACUCUGGGGCAGCCAUGUCCUACUUCGUGUCUCCACAAAGUCAUCUGGGUCUUCUGCCUUCUGGCCAAGGUGGGGCUGCUUCUUCAGGUUCGUCCCUUGGCCUCUAUAGUCCUGCAGAGCCAGUGGUGGUGGCACCUGGUGGAUUAGGACCACUGAGCCAGAAAGCUGAGCAGGUGGCACCUGCUGCCCAGGCCUGGGGCCCCACCUUGGCAGUGCCUGAAGCCAGGGGCUGCUCUGGGGGUGUUAGCUGGGAGAUUCCUCGGAGAAAGGAACACAACCGAUAUUGCCCCAAAUUGCCCCCCAUGAGGCCGCUGGAGAGCCUGGGCUGGGCAGACCCCUGCUCCAGAAGCAGAGCUCCCUAUCUCGGUGGCCCUAGCAGGCCCCGGCACCUGCUGCUGUGUGGGCUGUCACCUGGGGUUCUGCCAAUAUCCUCCGAGGCAGGGGGGAAGGAGGCCGGCUCCCAACCAGAUAUCUGCAUCCUGACCCUGGCCAUGAUGAUCGCUGGCAUACCUACCGUGCCUGUGCCAGGCCUGCGGGAAGAGGACCUGAUCCGGGCGGCUCAAGCUUUCAUGAUGGCCCAUCCAGAGCCAGAGGGAGCUGUGGAGGGGGUGCAGUGGGAGCAGGCACACGCCCACACCCACAUGGCUUCUGGACAGAUGCCUUUAGUGAGAUCCAGGAGGGGUUCCUGCUUGUAGUCAGAUGAAAUAGCAUGAGAUAC
Molecule: messenger RNA, 833 nt
Organism: Mus caroli (Ryukyu mouse)
Lineage: Eukaryota; Metazoa; Chordata; Mammalia; Rodentia; Muridae
Gene: Spata25
Product: spermatogenesis associated 25
Biological process (GO): spermatogenesis
Source: RefSeq, a predicted model, not a curated record